Molecule: messenger RNA, 2188 nt
Organism: Ictalurus punctatus (channel catfish)
Lineage: Eukaryota; Metazoa; Chordata; Actinopteri; Siluriformes; Ictaluridae
Product: CD209 antigen
Exons: 5
Coding region: 287-2014 (575 amino acids)
Molecular function (GO): signaling receptor activity
Source: RefSeq, a predicted model, not a curated record
UGUGUGCACACCGUGACAUUUUUCUAUGUGGUUGUUUUUUCUUUUUUGUGAAAGAGAGCAGUGGUUAACGCUGAUCUUAGAUCAGUGGAACUUGUGUCAAGCACAGCUAACUUCACAAUUCAACCACAAGAGCCAGCUGAUUCCUCUGAUGCAACUUCCUUUACUAACAGCUGUACAACUUAGCUGCAGCCUUUCAGCCACACCCACACAGACACACAGUCAUUUCGUGCAUUAGUGAGUCUUUUAUAGAUUACAGAUGUUUCAUCGUUCUUCUGGCUGAGUGGAGAUGGUUAGAGGUCACGACCCCGACACAGAGAAGGAAGGCGGUGACACAAAGAAAGCCCCAGACACAGAUCCGAACACAGGAGGAGACACUGCAUGGAGCAGGUGUUACAGAGUGACUGCAGUGUGUGUGGUGCUGCUGUGUGUUCUCCUGCUGACUGCCGUCACGGUGCUGUGGAUCCGAUUCAACAACCUGACUACAGAAAACAACCAGUUACAGACCAGUUACAACAACCUGACUAUAGAGAGAGACCAGUUACAGACCAGUUACAACACCCUGACUAUAGAGGGAGACCAGUUACAGACCAGUAACAACACACUGACUAUAGAGAGAGACCAGUUACAGACCAGUUACAACACCCUGACAAUAGAGAGAGACCAGUUACAGACCAGUUACAACAACCUGACUAAAGAGAGAGACCAGUUACAGACCAGUUACAACAGCCUGACUAUAGAGAGAGACCAGUUACAGACCAGUUACAACACGCUGACUAUAGAGAGAGACCAGUUACAGACCAGUUACAACACCCUGACUAUAGAGAGAGACCAGUUACAGACCAGUUACAACACCCUGACUAUAGAGAGAGACCAGUUACAGACCAGUUACAACACCCUGACUAUAGAGAGAGACCAGUUACAGACCAGUUACAACACGCUGACUAUAGAGAGAGACCAGUUACAGACCAGUAACAACACACUGACUAUAGAGAGAGACCAGUUACAGACCAGUUACAACACCCUGACUAUAGAGAGAGACCAGUUACAGACCAGUUACAACACCCUGACUAUAGAGAGAGACCAGUUACAGACCAGUUACAACACCCUGACUAUAGAGAGAGACCAGUUACAGACCAGUUACAACACGCUGACUAUAGAGAGAGACCAGUUACAGACCAGUAACAACACACUGACUAUAGAGAGAGACCAGUUACAGACCAGUUACAACACCCUGACUAUAGAGAGAGACCAGUUACAGACCAGUUACAACACCCUGACUAUAGAGAGAGACCAGUUACAGACCAGUUACAACACCCUGACUAUAGAGAGAGACCAGUUACAGACCAGUUACAACACCCUGACUAUAGAGAGAGACCAGUUACAGACCAGUUACAACACGCUGACUAUAGAGAGAGACCAGUUACAGACCAGUAACAACACACUGACUAUAGAGAGAGACCAGUUACAGACCAGUUACAACACCCUGACUAUAGAGAGAGACCAGUUACAGACCAGUUACAACAACCUGACUAUAGAGAGAGACCAGUUACAGACCAGUUACAACAACCUGACUAAAGAGAGAGACCAGUUACAGAGGGAGAGAGAUGGAUACCGGAGUACACUUCAUCUGUGUUAUAAAGGGAGGUGUUUCAACUUUGACUCCAGUGUUUACUGCAUAUCUAAUGAGAAGAAGAACUGGGAGGAGAGCAGACAGGACUGCAGGGACAAAGGAGCAGACCUGGUGAUCAUAAAGAGCAAGGAGGAACAGGAGUUCAUCGGCAAACAGCUGGGCAGCAGUCGGGCUUGGAUUGGUCUGAGUGACGGAGCUGCAGAGGGAGACUGGAAAUGGGUGGACGGUACAUCACUGACCACUAAGUUCUGGGCUACAGGGGAACCGAAUAAUGUAGGUGAGGAGGACUGUGCUGAGAUUUUCAGUUCAAAUGGGAACUUUUGGAAUGACCAGAAAUGCUAUAAUAAUGAACACUGGAUCUGUGAGAGACGUGUUUCUCAGUGACGUGUAUCAUUUAAUAAUCAAAAGCACAUGCACAAAUUGAACCAAUUAUAUAUAUAUACUUAAAAAGUAUAAACAACAGUAUUUUGAUGAUGAUUGUGUUUCAGUUUCAGUUUCUUGUCAUGAAAAAUGAUUCAGGUAAAAAAAGAACAUUUAAAUAAAAAAAAUUAUAAAACA